Messenger RNA from Zeugodacus cucurbitae (melon fly), 13589 nucleotides. RefSeq names its product AF4/FMR2 family member lilli. Lineage: Eukaryota; Metazoa; Arthropoda; Insecta; Diptera; Tephritidae. Gene Ontology annotation, cellular component: nucleus. The transcript is spliced from 11 exons. Gene Ontology annotation, molecular function: histone H3K36 demethylase activity; histone H3K9 demethylase activity. Gene Ontology annotation, biological process: chromatin remodeling. Bases 1562 to 7966 code for a protein of 2134 amino acids. The record is from RefSeq and is a predicted model, not a curated record.
CAGUUCACCCUUUCGCAAUGCUUUCAACUCUUCUACAUAAAUUGUUGACAGCAACUUCACUUGUGUGUUAAAAAAUAUUGGUAGGUCGUGAAAAAUAAAAUAAUUGUGUAGAAAACUAUUAUAAAUUAAAACAACCGUUGCAAUAGACUACAAUAAAAAGGUGAUUGUGACGCGAAAGCAUAAUUUGUUGUGUUAUGCUUAUGUGUUAUGUUAUUCCUUCAGUGAAGCACUACAAGGUAAAGAACACAUAAAAGUGCGCUGCUCUAAUUGUUUACGUAUUUACACGGUAUACGCUCGUUUUUAAUUAAACUAAUAUUGGCUUUGCUAAGCAAAGUAAAACAAUAAAAGAGUGUUAUUAAGUGUUUGAAAAAAUCUAAAACUAGCCAACAGUUGAAAAUGCUUAAAGGAGAUCCCCGAGCGUAAACGAUCGAAAACGAUUAUUAGCUAUUCUGCUACAUUGUAUAGUGCAGCAUUGUUAGCUUGACAAAACGUGGUGUUUUUGUUGUUUUCACAUGCUUUGCUGCGUUCGUUCAUUGUUGCACCACUGUGAAUUGCGAAAGUAAAUAUGUCAGUAGGUGUGUGCAGCAGUAGGUGCCAUUGUGAAUGCAUUAGUUUUUUCGCUGUGGUCACGUACUCUCUUUCGUGCUGUGCAAUUUUGUUAUAAAUUUGGCAGUUUUGCCUGUACAAAGAAUAUUGCAAAUUAAUAUUGUUUACAUUCAUUUAAAAACAAUAUAAGAGUGAUACUCUUUAAGUGUGUAAAAUAAUUAUUGACAAAGUGAAAAUCAAUUAAAUGGCACAAUUAACCAGCGGCUGACAUUGAUUGUGUAUGUGCGCGUUGACUUGACACAAGCGUCCAGCGAGUUUCGGCGAUUUCUUUUGCGUACUAGAAGAAAGUUGUUAUAUUACUUAACUGUAUGAGCAACAAAAAAUGCCAAAAAAUAUUAUAAAAACCUGAAAAUCUGUUUGGAAAUUGAAAAUUGUAAAUUUUCGAAAAAAAAAAAGUUUUUUGUGUUGUUUGUGCAAUAAACGAAAAUUAAGCGUUAAAAAAAAUUUUAAAGAAAAGUGAAAACUACAUGCAAAUAUUAUAUUGCUGACCAAGCUGUAGCUGUUCAGAGUGUAGAGAAUUCUUUACAACACACUUAAUUCGUUUUGCGCUAUGAAAAAUGUGCAAUAACCCACAACAACAUCACGGUGGACGCAGAGCCAACUAGAAAACUUUUUGCAAAAAAACAACAAAAAAUACACACAACAACAAAACACAAACCGCCGUUUUGGAGUAGUUGCAUAUUGUACGACAAAAACAACAACCAUAAGGAUAAAAAACUGCAGUUUGCAUGGAACAACUGAAGGAGCAAAGCAAAUUUUUUUGAAUAUGAGAUAAACCUAUUUCGAACGCAAACGAAAAAUAAAAUAUAAAUAGAAUAACCGUUACUUUAACGGUUAUACACAAGUAGUGCGAGUGUGUGUGUGUGCCAGUGCGUGUGUGAAAAGCAUUGCAUCGCAUUAAAAAAAUAGAACACAACACCAAAAACAACAACACACUGCAAAAACAAAGCCGAAAAUGUCUUCAUCCAGCCUAGAUGUGCCACGCAUUAUGGUCUUUCGCCCAACAUGGGAGGAAUUCAAGAAUUUCCCACAAUAUAUCGCCUACAUGGAAUCUCAGGGUGCACACAAAGCUGGGCUGGCCAAAGUGGUGCCACCGCCCGAAUGGGUGCCACGUCGCAGUGGUUACGAUGACUUGGAUGCACUCAACAUCACCAUACCGGCGCCGAUUUGCCAAGUGGUCACCGGCAAACAGGGCCUCUAUCAACAGAUCAACAUACAAAAGAAACCACUCACAGUGAAGCAAUUCAGUGAAUUGGCAUCUACCGAACGCUAUCAGACGCCCAAACAUUUUGACUUUGAAGAUCUCGAGCGUAAAUAUUGGAAGAAUAUCACUUAUGUGGCACCGAUCUAUGGCGCCGAUGUUAGCGGCAGUAUUACAGAUGUCGAUCAGGAUAGUUGGAAUAUAAAUCGCCUCGGCACCAUACUCGAUUAUGUGAACGAGGAUUAUGGCAUACAGAUAGAUGGUGUGAAUACAGCGUAUUUGUAUUUUGGCAUGUGGAAGACCACCUUUGCCUGGCACACCGAAGAUAUGGAUCUCUAUUCGAUAAAUUAUUUACACUUUGGCGCACCGAAGACGUGGUAUGUUGUGCCACCCGAACAUGGGCGCAAAUUGGAGAAGGUCGCCAAUCAAUAUUUUCCGGCCAGUUAUCAGAAUUGCAAUGCAUAUUUGCGACAUAAAAUGACAUUGAUAAGCCCACAAGUGCUUAAGCAACAUGAUGUGCCAGUGAGCAAAAUCACACAAGAGGCUGGUGAGAUAAUGAUAACAUUUCCUUUCGGCUACCAUGCCGGUUUCAAUCAUGGUUUCAAUUGUGCCGAAUCGACAAAUUUCGCCAUGGAACGGUGGAUUGAAUAUGGAAAACGUGCCGUUCAAUGUACCUGCAGCAAUGAUAUGGUUAAGAUCUCCAUGGACACAUUCGUGAAACGUUUUCAGCCUGAACGCUAUCAGGCGUGGCUGGAAGGCAACGAUGUGGGAAGACAUCCGGAAGAUCCGCCUAGCGCUGUAGGCGCUGCACCGCUGCCCUCACAUUUGGAUGUGAUAUGCAAUAAGAAUCAUGGGGCUGACAAUUUACCAAUGCACGUAAUACAAAGAAUGAAGAAACAAUGUAAUCCAACAAAAAAGAAGUCCUUCAAAGAGCGUAAUCCCGACUUGAAUUUAGAGGAGAUACAAUUAAAUCCUAAUAUACCCGAUGAGGUUAAGGCUGUGCUAAAAGAGAGCGUACUAACAUUGGACGCUGAAGACGAAGAGCCUGCCAUAAUCGGUGAUGGCGAAGCUGAGUUGAUGACACAACUGAGUCCAGCCGAUUUGAAAACCAAAAAGGAAUUACUAGACUACAUUGAUGAUGGCACAGAUGAAGAUGAGGAGGAGGAAUUUCGUAAACGCCGUCAUAAGCGUAAACAUCAUUCCGAUUACGAUGACGAUUGGUUCACCAGCAAGCGGCGUACGAAUUCACGCAACAGCAGUAAAGGUCGUAGUCCGCGCAAUAGCAAUAAAGACGAUCGCUCCACAUCGCCGGCAUCGUCCACAUCCUCAACGUCGCGUGCACGUCGUCAGCCCUGUACGACGCCGGGCAAAACGACGCCACGCAAGACACCGAAUCGCCGAAAGAAAGACAAUGCAACAACACCAAAUGCUGCCACCGCAACAACAGUGUCCUCGAAAGCGGUGCCACCCGAAGCUGUGGCGAGUGUGCUGAAAACAGCGGCUGCCGUUUCACAAGCGCUAAGCAGCGGACAAUGCCGUGACGAAAACGGCAAUAGCAAUAGCAACAGCAAUGGUGGCGUAUUACGUACGAACAAUGUUGGCACACCAGCAGUCGCCGUGACUGUGUCAGCUGUAGCUGCUGCUGCCGAUGCGGCGGGAGGUAACGGCAGUUUAACAGCCACAACAAAUAUCACAACUCCCAGAGCUGCACACGCACCGGUUAUACGUGUGGUGCGCAAGUUGAGCGAUCAACUGGUGAGCGGCAGCACACAUAACAACGAUCUCCCCUCCGCCUCUGCAGUACCGACUGUGUUGCAGUUUAUGCAACAAACACGCAAAUUCGAGGGUAAAAUACCGAAAAUCGGUCAACAAGCAUUGAAUUUACAACAAGCCGAAUUGAUCAUAAUGCCAACAACAUCGAGCGCCUCAACAGCUGUUGUUAAUACCACCAACGCCAUAACAACAGCGACAACAACUAGUCAACAACAACAACAGCAGCAGCUCGAGCAGGAGCAACAACAGCAACAACAAACAAUUGUUUAUACCACAAUGUUGCCGGCGGCAAGCACUUUAAAUGGCAUCAGUGCACAACAACAGCAGCAACAACAACAAACACAAUAUAUUACAAUACCGGCAGCAACGUCGUCGGCUGGCAACAGCACGGAUGGCGCUGUUUAUCAGUUGCAAAGCGAAAUUGUUUGCGAUGCGGCUACAUAUCAACAACAUCAGCAGCAGCAACAACAACAACGCCAGCAACAGCACGAACAGCAGCAGCAGCAACAACAAUUGACUGCACAAAGCAUUAAUGGCAACACGAUUGCUGUGACAUCGGCCGCCGCAGCGCAAGACAAUGUGGUCACCACUAUUAGUUCGUCCCCCAUACUGCUCACCUCGUCCGCCGCUGCCGCCGCCGCCAAUAAUAACCACCAUCAACACCAAAUACAACAUCAGCAACACAAUUCCGCUGCUGCCGCCACAUCGACCUACACCACCACAACCACCACUGCCACACCGCUCAACACAAUCAAGAGUGAACUUAACGACGAGCCGAAACACAUUAUCGUCAACGGCGAUGGCACCACAACAACGCUGCAGACGCAGUCGCAACCACAGUAUCAUUACAUCACCACUACAGGUGAAGAUGGACAAACGCCAACGACGAUUGUCUUCGAGAACUACAAUGGUGAGGUCACCGAAGUGAAUGGCGGUGGUGGCGCCACAACGAUUAUUAAAUUUGAGGGUGACGACACUGAAUACCAAGGGUAUCAGGUGAUAAAACACGAAGAGGAUAAUUCAAAUGGCAUACACCACGACGGAUCGUCAAUGGAACAACAACAGCAGCAACAGCAACAGCAACAACCACAAUUUACUUAUAAAACCAUAACGAAACAAGACGAAGAAAUGAAUCAAACCAUAACCGAUACGAUCAUUGUGCCCGCCAACGGCGUACCAGCGAUACCACCACAAAAACAGAAGCGCAAGCGAAAAACACGUUUAAUUUCGCCCGACGAACAGGGCGAGUACUUGGAGAAGAUGUCGGUGCGCGGUUUGGAUAUACAGCGCUAUGAGCAUAUCAUUGACGGCGUCUCCUACUGUCUGGUGUGUGCCAAAAAUGAUGUGUUCAAGACAUUCAAAAACAAAUACAGUUUUCAACGUCAUGCCUAUCUGUUCCACGAAGGUGACAAUCGUAAGAUAUUCGCCUGCCCCAUUUGCAAUAAGGAGUUUUCACGUCCCGACAAAAUGAAGAUGCAUAAAAAAGAUAAACACGGUGAUAUGCAAGUACCCGAUGGAACGCUGACACCAGCGGCCACACCGGUUAAGCAAUCGCCGGAAGCUAAUCCGCCCAAGCGUCCGCGUACCGCCAGUGCACGUCCGUCACGUGCGCGGAAGCCACGCGCCACCAUUGCCAACACCGCGACAGUGGCCGUUAGCAGCGGCAGUGAAGAGAAUGCCGUGGAAGCGAAGCGCAAGCGCCUCGCUCAAAUCGAUAGCGUAUUGGAUGUGGUGCAGCAGCAUGCAGCCGAUGUGAAUGCAACACAGGCGCAAGCGACCACCAUCAAUGUGCAAUUGCAACAACAGUCGGGCGCACAGCAGGUGCAGGUACAACAGCAACAGACGUUGCCGCCCAUCGAUUUGAGUGGCAUGAUUUUGCCCGGUGGCGCACAACUGGCGUUGGCCAAUCCCGGUGCUACGUCUGCGCUCUUGCAGCAACAACGUGUUGCACACCAACAACAGCAGCAGCAACAGACACACGCGCCACCGCCACAGCAUAUUGCAUUGUCCGCGCAGCCAACACAGGUGCUACAGCCGUCAGCAACAGCCGCCACUGCUGCUGGUGCCGCCGGCACCACGCUCAUCUAUUCGAACCAAAUUGAUUUGCAGCAAGCGCUGCUACAGCAACAGCUGCAUGGCCAAAGCAUUAUGAUACAGGAUCAGGCUGGCAAUUUGGUGCCGUUGCAAUCGCUGCAGGCGCUCAAUGCCACCACCGCGCUAGACGGCACACAGACGAUCUACACCACACAACCAGCGCGUCAUGCGCAGCCACCACAACAGCUGCUGCAGCCAACGCAGCAGUCGACGCCGAACGCCUAUCAGACGGCGCCGCAACAGCAUAUACAGCUGCAAGCGCUGCCGAGCGGUUCACCACAGGAGAGUAUUAUCACCGCAACAUCACCCGCAGCGCAGGCACAGCAGCAACAGCAACAACAACAAUUAAAGACAGCCAAUCAGCAUCAGCAGCAGCACGCCAGCAAUGUUGUGUCGCAGCAGCAGCAACAACAGCAGCACUAUGAGUUGGAAAAUGUAGCUUAUCUGUCGUCGACAGCCGCAACGCCGGCGCCGCCAGAGCAACAUCAACAACAACAACACCACGUUAUCGGCACUGUACAAAGCUACCAAAUACUCACGCCGGACGGCUUACAAAGCUACCCCACCGCCACAGCGACGACAACCAAGUUGGAACCGAGCGAUUUGGCGGAACUUUGUCCGUACACCUCAAUGACCAGCACCACACCACAUUACACUUUCACAACACAUGCGGGUCAUCAUGGCGCCACCGCGGACGCGCUGCAUCAGCAAGUAGUCGGCGCCACAACUAGUCAUACACAACAGCAGCAGCAGCACCAGUUGACAGCUGGCGGCGGCGGCCAGCAGCAUCACAUACAACAGCAGCAUCAUUUCAUGGAGCUCAAGAACGAUUUGUUGAUCAAGAGCGCUGCGGAUGCGUACGCGUUGGACGCGAGCUCCAUGUAUCACCUGCCCUUCUCGCCAUCAUCGAUGAUCAGUUCGGUGAACGAUGGCAACGGACAGUCGCUGCUCGAAACCAAAGAGAUUAGGACCAUCGCAGGGGCGCAAAUUGGUGGCAGCACGAUCGUCAGAAAUGCCAACAAUACCGUUAUUACCACCACCAGCAGUAGCAGCAACAAUAACAACAAGAAGACAACGAUACAGCCGCGUACAGUGCAACUGUUAGUGACGCGUCGUCCAAUUAUCACCAACAACAACAACAACGCCAGCAGCAACAGUAGCGCUGCUGUUGGCGCACAGACAGCGACAAUUGUGGCACCUGGCGUGUUGAAAAUCACCAACAACAAUAAUAACAACAGUCAAAUUUUACACACCACCACCGGCACUGAAACGGUGGUUAUUGAGGAGGAAGACGACGAACUGCUCACAGCGACGAGUGGCGAUGAUGGUUCGAUGUCACCGCACGCGCUUGCGAUGUCCGCGACUACUGCGCAAAUUUUACGCAAAUUCCGUAUACCCAAAGGCACUGCUUUGACGGCGAAAUCGAUCAGCAGCGUGGAAGUGGCCAAUAGUGCGCCGGAGGCUUUAAUCUGCAGCGCUUCAACAUCCCCCGUACACUCGCCAAUACAUUCCACUUCUUGUUCGCCACCACCACGGGCCGAUACACCGAACUCCGUUGAUUUGGUGGAGGAAGUGAUCGAGACCGAUGAGAACUCAACGUGCCAGUCCACCGAUGAAGCGUUGAUUACGGCGGACACCACCACAGCCGACACCAUCAACGAUUGUGAUGCAGACAUUGUGGAAGAGGUUGAUGCGGAUGCAAACACCAACAACACUACGACAGUACUAGUGCCGGCAAAUAGUGGAAGCGGCGCAUUGACGGCAACAACUGCUACAGCGCUGCCGCAAAUACAACUGCAGACGGUGCAACCAAAUGGCACGGUGACAUGCAUUAAUCUACCGCCAAAUACGAUACUACUCACCGCGCCGGAUGGUUCCACCAUACUCGCGACCGCAACGCCACAGCAGUUGAGUAAAUUGACGCAACAACAACAACCCCAACCACAACCACAGCAACAACAACAAAUAAUCACGAUACAAGAUUGGAAUGGUGGCAGCGGUGGUGCUGGUGCCAGCAGCUCUAACAGCAGCGUCGAUGGCAAUACCACCACCGUAUUGCAAGCUGUGCAGGCUGCUGCCACACACCACCAACAACAACAAUCGGCCACCACAACACAAACGUUGCUGCUCACCGCCGACGGCACUGCCAUACCAAUCAUACAAUCGGCACCGGCCGCUGCAGCCAGCGCCAACACCACCAACUCGAAUUCAACGGCGGCGGCAGCAGCAGCUGCAGCGCAGAUUGUCGCCGCCCAACAGGCUGAAGCGCUGAAGGCGCAAGUGCUGGCGUAGGGUUUGGCCGGUGGCCAAUUAGGGCGAUUUCUCAAUAAUGCAACAAUUUUACCGACAACCUACUUUUUCUAAGACAACCAGGUAAUCGUGUAUUCAGUUCUAUUAUGUGUGUCUAUUUGAUAUGUACGAGUAUAAACAAUUUGUGAAGUUAAGUGUUUUAUGUGCGAGUAUGUUAUUUACAAUUGUUUCGUGCUACGAAAAUUGUGUUUCAAAUAUUGUAUUUGAAUUAGUUUCUGAUCACAGUUCAAAAGUAUAAACAGUUAUAAUUCCAUAAGUUUUUUAAACGUGUUUUUUUAACGCUUUAGUAUUAAAUUAAAGUUGUUUGCCGUGUCAAAAGAGAGUUAAAAUCAAUAGCUGCACAUGAAAAAUCAAGAAUCGCUCCAAUUAGCUACAGUAUUAGCAAUUUUUAAUUGCUAUAAUAAUGAAUAUCAUAAAUAUUCUUAAAUAAUAAAGAAACGCUCAGUGUCGGGACAUUCGUUAGUGUUGUUCCAGGUAUAUGCUAGCCCCUUUGUAAACUCCUAAAAAUUAAUUGAAAUGAUAAUUGCAUGCUUAUUUAUACAAGUUUUGUUAAUUCGUGAAAAAAGUAUUACAUUUGUGAGAAUUAACGCUAAAGAAUAAUUUGUAAAAAAAUUUUAAAUAAAAAAGAAUUAAAAUAUGUCAUAUAUGCGCCUUACCACUAAAGGAAAUGAAGUAAAACUUUAAUUAAAAGUUAAAUUUCAAAAUUUUAACAAUAUUUUAGAGUUUAUUUUAUUUUCUUUGUUGGUUAUUUUUAAAUUUAAAUAUUUUUUUAAUUUCUACGUCAUUUCAGAUAUGAAAUUAUAUUUGCAAAAAUUAUAACAAAUCUAAAAUGUAGCUAAAAAUAGUUAUUUAUUUUUGUAACUCUGAGCCACUAAACAUAAAUUCAUUAAAGAGUCAAUUUCAUUUUACAUUUUAAAAGUAAAUAAUUAAAAAAAUAAACUUUAAUUUAAUUUGAAAACUAAUUAAUUAUGAAGAUCAUUAUUAUUUUUCGAAUAAAAAAUUAUAAAUCUAAUAAAUACUAAAAAUCGUUAAUAAAAAUUUUUUGAAUUGACAAAAAUUCGAAACUCUUUACUACUCUUUAAAAAAAUUUAAAAUAUAUAUUUUUUCUCUGAAAAUAUUUUCUUUUCAAAUAAGUGAAUUUUUCAUCGGAGUUUAUUACAAGUUUAAUCAUCAAAAUUAAAGUAUUUGCGUUUUUAAUAAAAAAAAAAUAGUACACAAAAUAUUUAGUUUUUUAACAUUUUUUAAAAAAAGUUUUUUUAUAUGAAAAAAAAAACAGUUGCUCAUGAUUCCCAAAAAAUAAUAAAUUUUAAAUUAAAAAAUAUAUAUUUUUUUAGUUUUCGAAAUUGAUUUUUAAAUAUUUGAAUUUUAUGCCUUCUCUGCAAGAGUUUUGUGUGGCGUAAAAAAUGUUUUUUUUUUACACUAAAAUUUUUGCAAAGAAUUGCAUAAAAAUGCUAUGAAACUAUAACUAGCAUAUACCAUGGACAUAUUGUGGCAAGUAAGAUCAAAGUUUUCAAACAUAAAACUAACGUAUAAACUCGAAAAGUCAACACUAAAAUGUACUAAUUACAAAAAAUAAAUAUAAAAAAUCCGUGAAAUAAAUAAAACUAGGAAACUGUAAAUGCUUAUAACGAAAAUGACGAAUUAACGAAACAAAAAUGAGAAAUACAUAAUAUACUCGACGCAUAAACACUACAAAGAGAGCUUAGUAAAUAAGUUUUAGCUGUUUACAAACUAUAUAAACAAUACACAAGUAAUAGAAUAGACGAAAGAAUGCAAUUUCGUAAACUAGAAUUGUUAAUGUGUAUUUUGUAAAAGUAUACCAUGAACAGAGAUAUGGAAAACAAACACUAAAUAAUAUAUAGUAUAACGGUAACUUAUAUUUGUACACUAAGCGUUAUUAACAUUGCAUUACUAGUUUUUACUCAUUUUAGUUGCGCUAACUUGUAAAGCUUAUUCCUUCCAAUUCAUUUGAAAAUUGUAUACAAAUAACAUAAUUUGUGUGUGUGUGUCUACAUUAUCACAAAGACUUAACUCAAAAAUGUUUAAUAUUCAUAAUAUGUUAUGUAACAGUAUACAAAGUUAAAGUAGCUGCGUUGUAGGUGAAAAAACUAGUUUACAAGCUCGUUAAAGUGUGACAGUAAAGUAAAAAUAUAUAAAUAUUUGUAUUUCCAAACAAAAAACUUAAUAAUUUAAUGGCGAUAGAACGAAAAAACCGUUAUUAAAAAUCUGAAUUUACGAUUUUCGGUUGUGCUUUCGAACAUAAUUUUCAAAAAAAUUAAAAAAUGUAUAAAAAUUCGAAUGUUUAACUGCAUGCAUAACGGUCUGCAUAGUGUUUCAAAUUUUACACAUAAUCCAAUUAAGAUUUUAUUUCGUAUUUAUAACAGUGUUGUUAGCAUACAAAUGCCAAAAAUGUAGCAUAUUUCAAGGCGCAUACACACGUCUAUGCUAGAUUUCGCUUUAUUUCUGUGUACUAACUGUUAUAGAAAGUAACAUAGCAAUAACAAAUGUUGAGCAUGUUCAUAAUAUGCUACUUUGAGCUUGUAUUUGAUAUACCUUUGUAUAAAACACCCGCUUUCAGUUCCUAAAAGCAUAUUUUUUAGCAAAUUUUUGUUGUGUUUUUCAAAUCUUGCCGUAAUAGUUCAUAUACAUAUGUAAACCAUAUUAGUCAGCUCUUGCAUGUUUUUUUUUCUUUUAUAACAAUUAUUUACAAUUACACAUAGCCAUUCGGGCUAAUUUGUUUUGUUUCGGGUGUCAUCGUAUUAUAAUUAUUUUUGCAUUGUUUGUUUUUAACACUUAUUUGAUUAUUACGUGUAUAUAUUUAUUUAUUUUAUUAAAUUUAAAUUAUUAUAAACAAAUUUCUAAUUCUUUGUUUGCCAGCUUCAAUUAAAUUUCGAUUGGAAGUUUUUUAGAACAGUUAAUGAUUUUCCAAAAAAGAAAAUAUUUUAACAAAUAGCAUUCAUAACAAAUUUAUUUAUUUGAUUUACUAAACUUCGUUGAUGUUUCAAAAUUGAACAUAACCUUAAAAAACCAAUUGAGGCAAAUCAUACAAAAGUAUAAAAUAAAGUCGGUUCUACGACAGUCGGUUCUACGUAACCGGAACGGACCCGGAUUUUUAUCCGGCCAAGGACUGUCAAAUCGGCAGCAUUCCUCAAAAUUAUUUGGGGAAUGUUUUAUGCCGCUACAACAACAACAACAUAAAGAUACUAUAUUUUACUAUUCAAUUAGUUUAUAUUUUAAUUAUGUAUGUAAAUACAUAUUAAAUUAAUAAUAUUAAAUAAUAAUAAACUAAUAUUUAAUAACAAUAAAAUAUUAUUUAGAUUUGUCGCUCUAAAACUAAGCGAGACGAGUUACAAGUAUUUCUUCUUUUUUUUUUUUGUAGAUGCUUAGUACUCAGUUGAUAUGACUGUAUGAUAUUGAUAUUUAAUAACACUUGAUUUUCAACUGAAAAACAACACAAAAAACAUGUUUAACAAAUUAUAUGUAAAAUUAGUAUAUAAAGUUUAAGAAUUGAAAUAGUUGUAAGCACGUGUUAAUAAGUACAUAAACUCAACUAAAUUAAGCCAAGCAAAACAAACAAACCGAAAAUUAAAUGCUAAGUACUAUUUUAGACAUAAAAUUAUUGAAUUUGAGAAACAAAAUGCAACUCCAGUUUAGGUUCCAAUUGGAUUUUAUGCGCUAAUUUUUAUUUAAAAUCUAAGCCAUUUAAAUUAAUUUUGAUUUUAAGUAUUUUAUGCAUGUAUAAUGAAAGAAUUCAAUCCACUUUCUUUAAAUUAAAAAAAUACUACUUAAUAAGGUUAAAAAUUAAAUAAAAUGAGAACAAAUUUUCAACAACAAACAAAACCAAUGAUUGAUGAGUAGUAUAAUAGUAAUUAAAAUAUAAAAUAAAAAAUAAUUCUAAGUUUAUUAUGCGAAAAUAAAAAGUUAUUAAAAUAAAAAAAUAAAACAAAAAAUAAUAAUUUUUUUGAAAAAAAAAAAUAAAAAAUGCAAUUAGUUUGCGUGAAAGUAAUAAAAAAAUGAAAAGAAAAACUAAACUGUUGUAUGAAACUGUAAAAUAUAUACAUAUAUUAAUAUAAAAGCUUAAAUGACCAUUCAUAUUGCAUGUAGCUCAUUUAAGCUACGCAUACACAUACAUACAUAUAAACUAUACUAACAUUAUUGACUGCACUGUGCUAGUCAGAAAACUAUAAGCAUACCAGGCACUCAGCUGGUAGUCUUUUGGUAAAUACACCAGCGAAGUGCUGUUGUUUGUGCUAAAGAAAACAAAAAAAAAAUAAAUAAAUUAUAAAAAAAGUUCCAGCUUCAAGCACAGUGUAAUAAUGUGAAAUAUUAAAUUAUCUGUUAAUAUUACGCAUUACAUACCUAAAAGUAUAUAAUUUAAAAUAAAGACGAAAAAUUAUUUCAUAUAUUUGUUGUGUACCGAUUUUUUUAUUUAACAGGAAAUUGCACUGGUUGAUUUGAAUUUGAACUUUUAAUCUAAAAAAUAUUUAAAUAAACUGUUUAGAGGAAAUGCUAGAACCGUUUCAUGCGUUAUUCUGCUCUUUUGGGCGCAUAAAUUUUAAAGCUAUGAUUAGCAGCAUCACUUUAAAGAUUAUUUUUAUCACUAUAUGCCGCGACCGACGAAAUCAAUAAAUGUUACAUUUUAAACGCUGCAAUAUUUCUCAGCUGCAGCCAAAACACUACGUUGUGCAGUUGAAAUUAAGAAAAUUAAUAUUCGCUUAGUAAUCUCACUGUGUGUAAUAUUAAAUUUGAUAAAGAAGAAAUUUCAGCCGGUUAAAAUAGUAAUAUGUAGUACAAAUACUCUUACAACUAGUGGCGGCAAUAAUUCGCUGACAUUUUAACCUAGAGAUGUGAUAAAUUGGAGCUAGACAUAUUUUACGCUGAGUGUGAAGCUUUACAAAAUAAAUAGUAGAAAUUAAUAUUUGUAUAUUUUCUUUAAUUUAAACAAUAUAUGAAAAAAUCCAAAUUUCAAUUUGAAAUUAAAUAAAAAAUAACGAGUAAUAUGAAGAAGUAAAGCACAGAGUGGUGACCUUGUUUGUUAUUGGUUGUUAGUUGCUUAUCAGUGUUGUUGCAUUUGUGGGGUUGCUCGCCUAUUUUUGUCGCAUGUUUGUUCUGCCUGACAUUCGUUCAACAAAAAUGCGCCACACACAAACACGUACACACUCAUACACGCGUAAGCGCUUUGUGUGUAGAGCAAAUACGUAUGCAUUUUUACUUGCAUUUGCUGAUGGAGUUCGGCUACAGAGCAGAAUUAACACAAAAGCAGAGAAGAAACAAAAUAAAAGUAUUUUCUGAAAGCGCCACCAACAGACGCUAUUGAACAGCUGUGCUUCCUACAAGCUUGCUACUCGGUAUAUAUUAGUUGUUGGUCGUUUUUUUCCACUAUACAGUCUGCUGUCUUCGUAUCAAGUCAAUCAGUUGGCGUCCAAACAUAAAAGCAGCCGAUCCAUUGGAGCAUAUUUAGAAGAUAGAAAUCUAAAUUCAAUACAUUAGUGAGCACGCUUCCAGCGAGUGAUAGUGUGCAAAUAUUAAAUAUAGUUUGUCUGUCACCACAAACACAUUCUUCGUUUUAAGUUUAUUUUGGCUGUGUAAAUAUAAUUCAUAUAAU